CCUGUAAAUGAAAUAAUGGAUUAGCUAUUCAACUUGAUCUAUCAGAAAAGUGAGUUGGAACAUGAUUGUCAGAUAUCUAAUUUUAGAAUAAAAAGAUUGUGAUAUAGCAGACGGCAAAAGGCACACACACAGCUAAAGACACUCAUGAACCACAGAACUCGAGAAAUCUAACUUAAUUCAGAUGGAUGCUUGUAUCAUAUGAAACAUCUAUACGUAUCUAUGAUGGAAAUAAAAAAAAGCUAUCAAAAUCAUUUUUGUAUGUGAAUUGAUUUAGUGAUUUUAGUUUCACUAGCAUGGGGGGUACAAUGUGCCACCAGUGCAUGCCGUUGGUAUUCACAUGUCCAUCCCAUUAGGUACGAAUCCUGUGCCUAGCAUGAAUCAUGUUUCUAGUACCGUACAUGUCGAUCACUAUGGUUCAUCAUGGUCGCUUUGGUCAGAACGUGCCACUUAUGCUUAAAUAGUAUUAUGCUGCACAAUAUUCCCAGAUCUGAACAUACAUCCGGGAAUAUAUGUUCUGACUUCUACUUUGUAUGAGGAAUAAGUGUCAGAUAAGUCUUUCUAUCUUUUACUUCUCAAUCUUUCCUCAACAUAAAUAAAUGCCUAGAAAUUGGUCAUUAUGCAACUAAAUUAUGUUUGAGAGCUGUCGCUACUUAUUUUAUGCAAUUUCUUUAGCAAAUGAGUGCAAAUUCUUAAUACUUUAUGCUAAUGCAUUUACUUGGAAAUUUGUUCUUGAAGCCUCCUACAGUUGGUCAAUUGUGUGAGGAUGAAUAUAGUAAAAUCAAAAGGGAAUGGCAUUGAGAAAUCCUUGUCCAUCGAAGAGCGGAAAGCUAAGAUAAAUGAAGUUCGUGAAAUCUUGGGUCCAAUGGUCAAUAUGCUUCCAAACUUCUGUUCAGAUGCUUCGGUAUCGAGGUAUCUACGUGCAAGAAACUGGAAUGUGGAAAGGGCAAGUAAGAUGCUGAAGGAAUCUCUGAAGUGGAGAUUGGAAUAUAAGCCAGAAACCAUUCGCUGGGAGGAUGUUGCUCAUGAAGCUGAGACUGGAAAAAUCUACAGGGCUGACUACCUUGACAAAAAUGGAAGAGCUGUUCUUGUUAUGAGGCCUGGAUUUCAGAAUACUAGCUCAAGUGAAGGACAAAUCAGAUACCUGGUCUACUGUAUGGAGAAUGCCAUUUUCAAUUUAGCAGCAAAUCAGGAGCAAAUGGUGUGGCUCAUAGAUUUUCAAGGCUGGACUAUGGCAAGUGUAUCAGUAAAAGUGACUCGUGAAACAGCUCAUAUUUUGCAGGACUACUAUCCCGAAAGGCUGGGACUGGGAAUCCUGUAUAAUCCUCCAAGGAUUUUUGAAUCAUUUUGGAAGAUGGUGAAGCCCUUUCUUGAGCAUAAGACUCACAAAAAGGUGAAAUUUGUUUACUCUGAUAACACGGAGAGUCAGAAAAUAAUGACUGACCUCUUCGAAAUGGACAAACUGGAAUCUGCAUUCGGGGGCCAUAAUCCAGCCGGGUUUGAUCUCAACAAGUAUGCUGAAAAGAUGAAAGAGGAUGAUCAGAAGAUGUCUGCUUUCAUGGAAUCAGCUUCUUCUGUCUUCUUCCAAGAACAAGCCCAUGUUUCUGUUCUCCAACCAGAGUUCUCAGUAACCAAACAUCAGUUAGAAUCCUCAUCUGAUUCAUCUCCCUCGAGUGAUGCUGAAUCUCCCAGAAGAGUAGAUACCAAGAUUUCAUCAGCAAACGAGAUGAAAGAACAACUGAACUGCAAGGACACCACAAUUGCUGAAUCAGGGGUUUCACAUCCGCUGAUCCAUAUGAAUGACUUUGCAUAAAUGAUGUAAUGUCUCUUCUUUGUUUAGUGCAGCUGUGUGCAUAAAAUCAGAAUAAAGUAUAUCCUCUGGCAACAGAAUUCUAUUUUCACAAAAUUUCCCAAUAUAAGAGAUUAGGCAAGCAAUACGAAGGGCAGCUUUUGGUUGGUGUGCUGGCAAGUAAAAGGUACAAUUAUAGGUUGGCAUUAGACCCUAUUUUCCCUUUGUAUUGUGAAUUUUUGAAAAGUUGGCAGAUAAAAACCAUAUCACCAGUAAACAACAUUGCAAUUGAGAUUGAUGAAUAUGCAUGGAUCUCAAUUUACUCAUGUAACUGGACAGUUUUUUCUUAUAAAGUUCCAUGUUUUGUAGAA
Messenger RNA from Musa acuminata AAA Group (dessert banana), 2157 nucleotides. RefSeq lists its product as uncharacterized. Lineage: Eukaryota; Viridiplantae; Streptophyta; Magnoliopsida; Zingiberales; Musaceae. The transcript has 5 exons. Bases 764 to 1810 code for a protein of 348 amino acids. The record is from RefSeq and is a predicted model, not a curated record. Gene Ontology annotation, molecular function: phosphatidylinositol transfer activity.